GCCCGUUCCUAGCCCUAGCUACCAAUAAAGUUUGUUUAAAAAAAACCAUAAUCGUUCUUAAAAGAGCAAGAGAGGGCACAAGCCAGCCGCACGGCCCCGCCGGGGGGACUGGCGCGCUGGGAGGAGGUGGCGGCGGCAGUGGUUGCGCCGCGACCAGGAGGAGCCGGUCGCGCCGGGCGGCGGGUCCGCAGCUGGCGGGGAACGAUUUGAGAGAGAAGAUCUAAUCAUCUGGAAUUAGAGCUGGUACAGAAACUCCUUUUCAACUCUAAAAAUGUUGGAGGAAGAUAUGGAAGUGGCCAUCAAGAUGGUGGUUGUAGGGAAUGGAGCAGUUGGAAAAUCAAGUAUGAUACAACGAUACUGCAAAGGCAUUUUUACAAAAGACUACAAGAAAACCAUUGGAGUUGAUUUUUUGGAGCGACAAAUCCAAGUUAAUGACGAAGAUGUCAGGCUAAUGUUAUGGGAUACAGCAGGUCAAGAGGAAUUUGAUGCAAUAACAAAGGCCUACUAUCGAGGAGCCCAGGCUUGUGUGCUUGUAUUUUCUACCACAGACAGGGAAUCUUUUGAAGCAAUUCCCAGUUGGAGAGAAAAAGUAGUAGCUGAAGUAGGAGAUAUACCAACUGUACUUGUACAAAACAAGAUUGAUCUCUUGGAUGAUUCUUGUAUAAAGAAUGAGGAAGCUGAGGCACUGGCAAAAAGGUUAAAGUUAAGAUUCUACAGAACAUCAGUGAAAGAGGAUCUAAAUGUAAAUGAAGUUUUUAAAUAUUUGGCUGAAAAAUAUCUUCAGAAACUCAAACAACAAAUUGUUAAAGAUCCAGAACUAAGGCAUUCAAGUAGUAACAAAAUUGGUGUCUUUAACACAUCUGGUGGAAGUCACUCAGGUCAGAAUUCAAGUACCCUUAAUGGUGGAGAUGUCAUCAAUCUUAGACCGAACAAACAGAGGACCAAGAAAAACAGAAAUCCUUUUAGCAGCUGUAGCAUACCCUAAAACAUUUUUAGGGGGAAAGAUUGAAUUAUAUUGUGCAAUUCAGUGGGAAGUACAUCCAGCUGUCAUGGUACGUUGCAAGUAUUUUAGCAGACUUUUCACCCAGUGGCUCUCUGAAAGUUGAUAGACUUAAUUAAAUAUUGCCCUUGCAGUGCUUUUCAGAAUGUAGAGUGAGACCUCUGGUGGAAAAAUUACUGCCCUGUGGACUCAUUUUAAGUUUUUUCAUUAGACGAAGCUUUUCCUGUUUUUGAGGAAUGCUAUAAGAGGUCAAAAACAGGUUUUGCUGAAUUUUGUAAUGCUGGAAAACAUAAAUAUAUUGGUACAAAUCUUAAUUUUAUGAAAUCAAGGAAAGAUAACAAGGAUUCUUUUUCUGAAAUUGAUCAUCUAGCUUUUCUGGAAAACAGUACUGAAUCUGAAUACUUACUAAAAAAAAAUAUUGAAAAGUAAAUCCUAAAUCUCGCCAGACUCCAUUAGUGUGUAUUUUGGCGAUGUUACCUGUGCAAUAUCUGUAUAGUGAACGUAGAGUGUGGGAGUGUGCAUGCAGGUUUCUGGCACUGAAGCAGACUGGAGGUACGUGCAGUAAGGAAACUUAGAUUCCAGUGAAUCCAUUUGUAAAACUACACGUUGUGUGUUAAAAGUCUUUAUUUUCAAAUGAGAAAUUCCAGACAUAUAUUUUGCAAAAUGAGCUUGGAUUUAAAAAGUACUUUGUGCCAAAAAUAUCAUACUUAAAUUUUACAGUGCUUUACCAUCGUAAUUUAUAUUGUUUAUAAUACCUUUGAAAAGCAGUUUUCCUCUCUGACAGGGUAAAGGGGAAUAUAAACUUUUUCAUGCUAGAGCAUCUCCCAGGUGAGAUUUUUGCAGACCCUAAGCUAGCUUUUUCACAUGUCCACCCAUAAGGUGGUGGCUUCGUGCUGUCGCAGGUCUCACCAAGUCCCUAGGAAGAUGCACAACACCUCUGCGGUUACUCACCAGUCCUGGGAAGUGCAGUGGUGCAUCUCACACCUUUUGCUGCUGAGAACCCAGUUUCGAACUUUAAAAAUUAACACUAACGAUUUUUAAAAAUACACAAGAGAUGGUCUUUUGUCCUAAUCCAAACUAUGAAUUUUAUAAUGCCCUGCAACUCUAAAGCAUCCCUUUGUUUACACAUUUUUAAAUGGUAUUUUCAGAAUAUCCCUUAAAAAUUUCUAUAACUUUAGGUUUGUAUAGCACUUUCUCAAGAGCUCUGUCAACACGAAAUACAAAAUAAUUUCUUCUAAGAAAUGAUUUUAAUAUGUAAUCAUGUAUCAGAGUAUAAAUUAUGUGACUUGGGACAGUAGCUUUCCAACUGAGAUAGUUGCAUGAAUUCUGUUAAGACUGUCAUUCAUCAGUGGCUUUAUUUUUAAACUAGAAACAGUCCUUUUCGGUAUAGCUGGUUUUUGCAAUACAGAAAAAUAACUUUUCUUGGAAAAUACAUGUCAUGAAAUAACUUUUCAUUAUUUGUACUAAAUAUAUGUUUUAUGUAUUCUACUUGUGUGUUUUAUCUUGUUUUUAAGUCUUCCAUCCACACCACCCUCAUCCCCCUGCCCAGGUUAACGCCGAGAACAUGAUAGAAUUUUGGGGGCAUCCUUGUUAAGUGGUCAGGAGUGAAUGUGUGCUUUUCAUAAUAAUUGAAAUAAUUUGGCAUUAUCUAUUUCAAAGUAAUAUAAAGUGUUUAUUUUUGUGUCACCAGUUGUCACCAUUCCCAUUGCUGGCAGUGGGCUAGGUUUUGGAAAAACUCCGUUCCUAACAAUGGGUACCUGCUAGUGAUUCAUCUUUCCUCUUCUACUCUUUUGAAAGUCUUUUUAAUUUUUGCACAGAAUACAUUUUGUGGCAAAUAGUCUUAUGGUCUUUAUUAGUAGCAAAAUCACUCAUAUAAUAUUUUGUAGUUCUGUAUCAUAUAGCAGUUUAAUGUGCAUGGGUAAAAGUUUGUUACUUUUCUACAUAAAAGUGUAGUCUCUGAUGAUGGUUGCAGUUCUCCUAAUGUUUGUAACAUGAUUUUAUGUACUUUGUCCUUUUUUUCUUUGUAUGAGAACUGAAGAGACCUUUGUUACACAUUGGAGUUUUUCAUUUGCACUGUUGUAAACCUACCCAUAAUUAUAAUUAGUCAUGUUAAAUAAUUAAGUAGGCCAGAAAAUUGGCCCUAAGUGAUAUUGUUAAAUUUAAUUUAUUCUGAAACCCUCAAAAUUGACAUUAAUUUUUUUUCUGAGACCCUUAGUUCUUUUAAAUAACUUUAUGAUUAAUUCCUAAUGAAAUAUGGAUACUAAAGAAAAAGCCUGUCUGAGAUUCCAGAUUAUUGUUCAUUUGUGCUCUAAUCUGCUUUUUAAAAUUAUGGCUAAUUUAUAGCAUACAGAUACAUAGCUGUGGAGUAGCUGCCAUAUAUAAGUUCCUCAGGUUUCCUUUUCCUUGUUCAGUCUCUGCCUGUCAGAUUAAAUAGCAUACAGAAUAGCCCAGAUAUGGCAAUGUUGUUAAAUAACAUCAGGUUAAAUGGUUUCCUUUUUAUCUGCCCAAAGUCAAUAGCACACAUAUACUUUUUCAAAAUAAAGUAAAACUAAUACUGUGCUACCAAAAAAGGGGGUGAACAGCAUCCCACACUGUGGAAUGAAGUUGGAAGGUUGUUUCAGACGUUGGCAGUGCAGUGCUUAGAAAGAACUCUCACUGAAGUGGACUCAUGUGCCUGUGACUUUUUAGGGACUGGGAUCUUUUCUGAAGAUCUUAGAAUGGUGAAUUGGCCUUAGGACUUAAUGUCCCAGCUUUAAGUGUACUACUUCAAAGCCAGAUAUUGUUAACUGUUAGCAUCCUUUUCAAAAUCUUUGAAAUCAUUACUGGUAACCUGCGGAAAUGCUGCCAUUAAUAUGUUAUUAGGAUAUCUGUUUCUCUGAAACCAGCAUGAACUGACAGGGUAAAAAUGUUCUGUGGCUUGUCACACACUGCACACUCAUCUAAUGACCAGGUAGAUUUAGUCAUCUUCACCUGUUACGAAUAUCGUAUGUACUAUUAUCACUCUAGGUUUUCACCUCUAAAACAUGUAAGCCUGUCUGUCAUACCAGUGAAUUUAUUUGCUAACAGAAGAUACUCAAAACCACAGUGGACUCUGGUCUAGUCACCAAACUCUCGGGUAACUGGCUGCUUUGGCUCUAACCUUUAUUAGGUAGUGCUCCUUUUCUUCUCUCUGUUGAAAUAUCUAUAGUAGGAUGUUGGAAAACGGUCUUUUAAAAAUAAAAAUGUUGGAUUAAAAGGAAAACUGAACCCCUUCUAUAUUUUUGUUACUAUUAAAAUAAUGUUUUUGUAAAUUUGAAUGGAAAACCACUUGUAUAUAUUAUUAGGUUGCAAUUAUGCCCUCAAAUUUAAAGUA
Molecule: messenger RNA, 4352 nt
Organism: Loxodonta africana (African savanna elephant)
Lineage: Eukaryota; Metazoa; Chordata; Mammalia; Proboscidea; Elephantidae
Gene: RAB23
Product: RAB23, member RAS oncogene family
Exons: 7
Coding region: 272-985 (237 amino acids)
Biological process (GO): vesicle-mediated transport
Molecular function (GO): GTP binding; GTPase activity
Source: RefSeq, a predicted model, not a curated record